Molecule: messenger RNA, 2573 nt
Organism: Pseudophryne corroboree (corroboree frog)
Lineage: Eukaryota; Metazoa; Chordata; Amphibia; Anura; Myobatrachidae
Product: oocyte zinc finger protein XlCOF6.1-like
Exons: 3
Coding region: 135-1391 (418 amino acids)
Biological process (GO): regulation of transcription by RNA polymerase II
Cellular component (GO): nucleoplasm
Molecular function (GO): DNA-binding transcription repressor activity, RNA polymerase II-specific; RNA polymerase II cis-regulatory region sequence-specific DNA binding
Source: RefSeq, a predicted model, not a curated record
GAUGUCCCCGUCCUCUGUAUUCCCAGGAUUGUACAGAGGAGAAUCACAGGAUCCCACAGGAGGAUCAGGUAGAACAUCUGUCUGAUAUUAAAACAGAAGAUAUAGAGGGAGAAGAAAAGACAUAUGUGACUGAUAUGAAGGAAGAAGAUACAGAGGGAGAAGAAGAGACAUAUGUGAGGGGUGAUCAGCAGUGUAAGGAGGAGGAGAUCCCUACAGAUAUCAGCACAGAUGGACACACAAGCAGGAAUAUCUCAGAAGGACAUCUAAUGUUAUCCCCGGAUUGUGACAUAAAAGAUAAUGACAGUAGACAGGAUUCUCCAGGAGCUAACCGCAUUACGCCAAUUAUACAUCCAGCUCUAUCAGCUGAUCCCUGUGAUUCUGGGAAAUGUUCUCCUGAUCACUCUGAUAUUGGUGCAUCUGUUACAGCUCUGACAGUAGAUACAGUGUUUCCCUGUUCUGUAGAUGCCAAAUGUUUUACACAGAACACAAAGCAUAUUAAUCCACAGACAUGUAAGGCAGGUGAGAGGCCACUGAUAUGUUCUGAGUGUGGGAAAUGUUUUAAAUACAAAUCAGAUCUUGUUGUACAUCAGAGGAGUCAUACAGGUGAGAAGCCAUUUCCAUGUUCUGAGUGUGGGAAAUGUUUUGCACGGAAAUCAGAUCUUGUUAUACAUAAGAGAAGUCACACAGGUGUGAAGCCAUUUUCUUGCUCUGAGUGUGGGAAAUGUUUUGCAUGGAAAUCACAUCUUGUUACACAUCAGCAAAUUUACACAGGUGAGAAUCUGUUUUCUUGCUCUGAGUGUACGAAAUGUUUUACACGGAAAUCAGUUCUUAUUACACAUCAGCGAAGUCACACAGGUGAGAAGCCAUUUCCAUGUUCUGAGUGUGGGAAAUGUUGUACACAGAAAUCAGAUCUUGUUAAACAUCAGAGAAGUCACACAGGUGAGAAGCCAUUUCCAUGUUCUGAGUGUGGGAAAUGUUUUACACAGAAAUCAGAUCUUGUUAGACAUCAGAGAAAUCACACAGGUGAGAAGCAAUUUUCUUGCUCUGAGUGUGGGAAAUGUUGUGUAAGUAAAUCACAACUUGUUACACAUCAGAGAAGUCACACAGGUGUGAAGCCAUUUUCUUGCUCUGAGUGUGGGAAAUGUUUUACACAGAAAUCACAACUUGUUACGCAUCAGAGAAGUCACACAGGUGAGAAACCAUUUCCAUGUUUUGAGUGUGGGAAAUAUUUUGCACGGAAAUCAGUUCUUUUUAUACAUCAUAGAAGUCACACAGGUGAGAAACCAUUUCCAUGUUUUGAGUGUGGAAAAUGUUUUGCACGGAAAUCAGCUCUUGUUACACAUCAGAGAAGUCACACAAGUGAGAAGCCAUUUCCAUACUCUGAGAAAUAAGCUUUUGUUCCACACAAUAGACUUAAUUCAGGUGAGAAACCAUUUUAAUCUUCUGGAGUAUACUUAUCAUUGCCAUGUAAUGUUCCUCAAGAUUCUGUCCUAUCUCUUAGGCUUUUGCAAUAUACAUACAACAGGUCCUUCUGAUAGAAGCUCACCAACAAAGGGCAGGGCUACAGCUCAGCUUUGCAAACCAACCAGACUUAAGCUUGGGGGUUCAGAGUAACAAAAUGCUGAUCAUGUGCGGAAUCUUGGGGAUAAAUUUACUAAGAUGGGAGUUCUAUUUUAGAUGGGAUGUUGCCAAUAGCAACCAAUCAGAUUUCAGGUAUUAUCUUCUAGAAGGUGCUAGAUAAAUGAGAAGUAAAAUCUGAUUGGUUGCCAUGGGCAACAUCCCAUCUUAAAUAGAACUCCCAUCUUAGUAAAUUUACCUCUUGGUGUCCUGGAUGGUGGAGUGACACUUGGGGGGUAUUCAACUGUUUGAAAAGUCAGGUGUUUGUUUUUUCCUAUCUACUAGACUGGAAAAAACACCCCCAACCGACUUUUCAAACAAUUGACUUCCACGCUUACACAUCAGGUAUCAGCCACAAUCAGAUCCUCAUCUGAGGAACAUAGCCAGACUCCAGCACUUAUUUCCCUCAGAUGAUCUACCUACAGUCAUACAUGCACUUGUAUCAUCACACAUAGACUACUGCAAUGUCCUCUACCUGGGUCUCCCAGCAAUAGAAUUGCACCGCUUGUAGCUUGUACAGAAUGCAGCAGCCAGGCUGUUACCUAACCACACGUUCCUGCCACAUAACAUCCAUUCUCUGCUCCCUGCACCGGCUGCCUGUAAGAUGGUGACUAUUACAUAAUCUCACUGACUCUCCCAGCCCUACAUGACCAGGGUCCAUGUACCAGAAGCAGCGCCCUGUUUGGUUUCAUCUGCAGAUGAAGGACUGUAACCAGCAGUAUCAAUUCCCCAAGCAGCACUGAGGUGUCAGGGGAGACAGGGUAGGCGGCACCUUUGCAGUAGUGGGGGCUGCUGGAGCAGGGUCUACAUAGGUAAUAUUGUCUCCAAGCAGCGCUGAGGUGUCAGGGGAGACAGGGCGGAUGGCUGCAGUGCGGUACCAGGAGCUGCUGGAAGAAGUGUCUAUGUGGGUAAUCAUGUCCCCAAGAAGCGGUAAGGUGUGAGAGCGGGUGGCAGUA